CAAAGUGUUUAUUAUGCUAAGUGCUGGUUAAGAUUUGAUGACAUAUGAAGAGAGGAGGAAACAACACCGAUAAGUAAGUAAUGACGAAUCUUUUGGCCUUGUGUCUUGUCUUGAGCACUUUACUAGCGGCGGAGGUAUGGUCUCCGAGUCCAGCCAUGACCACCCACAACACGGCGGUGGCGUCAGAGGGAGAAGUCAUCGUCAAAGACGGACACCACGUUGUGGUGGUUGAGUACGAUCGCGACGGGAAAACCAAUACCAGAGUCUCGAUCUCGCCACCAUCGGCAGAUCAAGGAGAAGAAAAAGAGAAUGAAGUAGAGAUGGGAACUUCUAUGUUUAGAAAUGUUAAAGAGAAAGCUAAAGAAACGGCGUCGUAUCUUCCACACGUCGGCCAAGGAAUCUCCCAGCCGGUGAUGACAGACGAGGCGCGUGAUCACCACGCGACGGCUGGGGAAGUCAUAUGCGAUGCGUUCGGCAAGUGCAGGCAGAAGAUCGCGAGUGUGGUAGGUCGGGCUAAAGACCGCACCGUUGAUUCCGUCGGCGAGACAGCUUCUGAUGUCAGAGAAGCCGCCGCUCAUAAGGCUCACGAUGUGAAGGAAACGGUUACACAUGCGGCACGUGACGUGGAAGACACGGUGGCUGAUCAAGCCCAGUAUGCUAAGGGUAGGGUAACAGAAAAGGCCCAUGAUCCGAAAGAGGGUGUAGCCCAUAAAGCCCAUGAUGCGAAAGAGAGUGUGGCUGAUAAAGCCCAUGAUGCGAAAGAGAGUGUGGCUCAGAAAGCCCAUGAUGCUAAAGAGAAGGUAAGAGAGAAAGCUCAUGAUGUGAAGGAGACGGUAGCCCAAAAAGCCCAUGAAUCGAAAGAGAGGGCAAAAGAUAGAGUGAGGGAGAAGGCACAAGAAUUGAAGGAAACGGCUACUCAUAAGUCUAAGAACGCGUGGGAGAGAGUUAAGAAUGGGGCGCGUGAGUUCGGGUCAGCCACAGCAGCGACGUUGAGUCCGACUAAGGUAGCGAGCAUUGUGGGGUUGACGGGGAUAGCGGCAGCAUUUGGGACUUCCGUGUGGGUGACGUUUGUGUCAAGCUACGUUUUAGCCUCAGUGUUGGGGAGGCAACAGUUUGGUGUUGUGCAGAGUAAGCUGUAUCCUGUUUACUUCAAGGCGACCUCUGUGGGAAUCCUUGUGGGUUUGUUUGGUCACGUGCUUAGCAGGCGGAGGAAACUCCUUACCGAUGCAACGGAGAUGUGGCAAGGGGUUAACCUCUUGUCCUCUUUCUUUAUGAUCGAGGCUAAUAAGUCAUUUGUUGAGCCACGUGCCACGAAGGCGAUGUUUGAGAGAAUGAAGGCCGAAAAGGAAGAAGGAAGAGGAGGAGAGAGGACGAGUGAGCAGGAGCUAAGGCGGAAAUUGGAGCAGCUGAGUGAGAGGCUGAGCAAGCUCAACACGUACUCCUCUUGGUUGAAUAUAUUGACGCUUAUGUCUCUAACCUGGCACUUUGUUUAUCUCGGUCAGAGACUCGGCGCCGCUUGUUGAUCAAUGCUUUUGUUGUCUUUUACGUCUCUUUUGGUCCCAAACCCUAACUUAGCUUUUUUGUUGUUGUUCUUGUUGUUGUUGUUUACUGACUUACCAGUCACGGUAUCAGGGUUCUUCUGGUUGUUGAAUGUAAUAUUUAGUAAUGUAUACAUAUUUUGUAAUUUGCU
This is a messenger RNA of Arabidopsis thaliana (thale cress), 1690 nucleotides long. RefSeq names its product late embryogenesis abundant domain-containing protein / LEA domain-containing protein. The record is from RefSeq and is marked reviewed. Lineage: Eukaryota; Viridiplantae; Streptophyta; Magnoliopsida; Brassicales; Brassicaceae. Gene Ontology annotation, cellular component: membrane. The coding region runs from base 81 to 1523 and encodes 480 amino acids. The transcript is spliced from 2 exons.